AUGAGCACAGAACCAAGAAUGACUUUCUGUGGGAUGAAUUGUCCAGGAGGAGUGGAACCCGCACCUUAUGCCUCACAAUUUGCCAAACACCUUCAUUCUCACCAACAUUCGGAAACGAACGAAGAUCAUCAGGGCAGGAGUGAUGUGGAAGCGAUUCUCGUACAGGGGAUGCAGAAUCUUACAUUUGACGAGCUACAACGAGAGCAAGAAGAUCUUCAUGGCGUAUCUGCUGAAUCCCAGGAAGACACUAAGGUCAUGGAUAAGCUCCUCAAAUCUCUAACAGAACACUUACAUCGGCUGAAGAAGGGCACAGUUUACGAAUCGGCCGAAGAAAGAAAUCCUCCCUACGUCUGCCAACGGAAAUUUCAGAUACUAUUCUUGCGUGGAAAUCGAUACGAUCCAAAGGCAGCGGCUGAGAAAAUCAUCAGCUUUUAUUCUCUGAAGAAAGAUCUCUUUGGGACUGAGAGAUUGGUUCGUGACAUCACUCUUCAGGACAUGGAUGAAGACGACAUGGAGACAUUGAUGUGUGGAAGCGCCCAAGUUGCAAGUUGUUUGGAUCGAUCUGGUAGGGUCAUAGUUUUGGCCGUUCCUGGGCUAAGGAAGUACAAAUCUAUAAAGAACGAGCUCCGAUACCUAUACUAUCUGAGCAUGAAGGUUCUCGAGUCUCAGGAAUCACAAAAAAAGGGAGUAGUCUUCGUUUCAUACUUUGUGGACAAGUACAAAGAUUCCAAAAAUGGAGAAGGAUUCAACCAAACAAUGAAAUUGAUGCUGUCUAUACCAUUCAACAUAGCAGGCUUCCAUUGGUGUUUGGAUGAUCACACUCAGAUGAUCUUAGGUAAGGCUGCAUUCUCGGUCAUGCCUCCCCGUUUACAAGCCAAGACCAAGCUACAUUUUGGGUCACACGUCGAAUGCCAGUAUUUGCUAGCAAGUUAUGGUAUACCACGAGAAGCGCUGGCUUUUUCUUCCUCGUACAAUGAUUUGGAUCUGUCAUAUCAUAGGUAUUGGCUGAAACAAUGUGCCCAACAGGAAUCAAACGGAAACAAUCCAUCUCAACGCGAACCAGUCUCCAGUGUUCAUUGUACUCCAAAAGAAAACGACGUUUUAUGCAUUGGACGAAGGGCGAGUGGAGCUGGUAACAAACGCCUAAUGAAAAUGGCCGUUUCCUUUUCGGAUUCGUACGACCUUGGAACUGUCAAAAGUCGAAGGGCCAUUCUCAAUUGCAUGAUGGACGAGAUUAGGAAACAUGGCGGUCGUUUUCUGAAACCUGACAUCUCAGCAGAAGGCGAAGGAAGUUGGAUCGAAGUCGAGGAGAAAGAGAUGCGAUUGAAGAUUGGACAAACGUUCCGUAACUUGCGUCGGCGUCGGGCCGGGGUACCAGCUGCCGGGAAUGUCGUUGCAACACCAGCACCACCGUCGUCGGUUCUUUCUGCGGUGAAAGUAAAGCCCGAUGAUGUUUUGUUUGGAAAGAACAAUCCUCAGAGGGGAAAUCAACUUCUUCAAAGUCUUAUAGAACAGAUGGCUGCGGAAUACGAUUCAUCAAAUCGCGGUCAGAAGAAACAACUGGCGAGCCGAUUGGUUUGUAAAAUCAAGGAAAGCGGUGGCCGUUUCCUGAAGCCCAUGAACGAUGGUACCUUAGAAAUUGUGUCUGACAAAGUUGCGGAACAAAAAGUGUCUGUUCAUUUUCGAAAUCUUCGAAGGAAAAAACGAUAA
Molecule: messenger RNA, 1710 nt
Organism: Cylindrotheca closterium
Lineage: Eukaryota; Bacillariophyta; Bacillariophyceae; Bacillariales; Bacillariaceae
Source: the annotation of a GenBank genome assembly